Messenger RNA from Brassica rapa (field mustard), 279 nucleotides. RefSeq lists its product as uncharacterized. Lineage: Eukaryota; Viridiplantae; Streptophyta; Magnoliopsida; Brassicales; Brassicaceae. The record is from RefSeq and is a predicted model, not a curated record.
AUGUCUCCAUCUCCUUCACCAUCGGCCUCUCCAACAACGAUGCCUCCCGGUUACAUUCACGGGCCACCGUCUCUGUCACCGGAAGAAAGUGAUCUCAAAUACAAAGACGGUAGUGGAACAGAGAGGGAAAGUUCCUCAGGAGGCGGAAAGAAGGCUGGAAUCGCGGUUGGAGCGAUUGCAGCAGCGAGUAUGGUUGGCGUCGCAGGGUACGUGUUGAAGAAACGGCGAGAGAACAUUCGUCGAUCACGAUAUGAAUACGCCGCCACUGAGAUAUUCUGA